CAGAUCAGAAACGGAGCAGCGUUUAUAAAGUUACCAAAAAUGAACAGCAAUAACCUGGAUUAUUUACUCUCAGAAGAGAAGGAAUGGGUUUCAGAACUGACAGCCCAGCGGCGAGACGCAGCUUCAGGUGAUGGACAUUUUUGUAGAAAAGCUAAAACAACAACUGAGGCUCCAGAUCCGACAGUUUCAUGACUCAACCACACCAGAUUUUUCUGGGCCUCAUCUGAACAAUGCGGGAUCGUCAGAUCUGCUCCUCCCUGGACUGGUUUCACUGGACCGACUGGACCCAGCAGAGGAAGGGAUUCCCAUGAAUAUCUGUUUGCAUUCAGGAUCACCUGAUUCAUGAUAAUGAAUCAGUGGUUCUGGAUGAGUCAGGAUGACAGAUUCUCCUGAGACGAAUGCAGCGACCGACUCAGGAGGAAACCAGUGGAACGCGCCCAUCAGGUUCACCAGCAGCCCUGCUCCGUCCAAUCAGAGCUCUCCGUCCAGCCGCUCCCAGGUGAGCUUCCUCUGAGUUCAGGAGCAGAUUCUACCUGUUGGCUGCCGAGGUGAGAUCCUGCUGCAGGAUGAGCUGGACCGUCUCCACGCCGCCGCAGACCGCCGUGCUGGUUUCCUCUGAGGAGGGCGACUGGUCCACCGGGAUCUGCGACUGCUGCCAAGACAAGAAGCAAUGCUGCUUCGCCUUCUGGUGCUGCCCCUGCUUCGCCUGUCGGACCACCAAGAAGUUCGGCCAGUGCCUCUGCCUCCCCCUGCUGGACGCUCUGGGCUGCGUCCGUCCCAUCGCCAUGUCUGUCAGGGUGUCUCUGCGCCAGCGCUAUGGCAUCAGAGGCAGCUUGUGCAAGGACUGCUUGUGCUCCACCUUCUGCCUUUCCUGCGUUUGGUGCCAGAUGGCCACAGAGAUGGAGAGGAGGAAACUCCCGACUGUUCUCAGUGACAUCGUCAGCAGGCGAUGACGUCAUCGACAGGCGAUGGUGUCAUCAGCAGCCGCCUUUAAUGAAUUAUUUCAACAUGUUUAAUUGAUUUAAUAUCCUCCUGUUUGAAUAUUCUCAUUUUUAUUCAGUUUGUUUCUCAAGUUUUAUUUAAUUUACUUUGUUUCUGUUUUUAUUUGAAAUCUUUAUUUGAUGUUUUGAUGUUAACCUUGAAACUUUGUGGA
Molecule: messenger RNA, 1153 nt
Organism: Xiphophorus maculatus (southern platyfish)
Lineage: Eukaryota; Metazoa; Chordata; Actinopteri; Cyprinodontiformes; Poeciliidae
Product: cornifelin homolog B-like
Exons: 4
Coding region: 567-953 (128 amino acids)
Source: RefSeq, a predicted model, not a curated record